Messenger RNA from Cyanidioschyzon merolae strain 10D, 1776 nucleotides. Its product is annotated as asparagine synthase, glutamine-hydrolysing. NCBI's taxonomy places the organism in Eukaryota, Rhodophyta, Bangiophyceae, Cyanidiales, Cyanidiaceae. The record is from RefSeq and is a predicted model, not a curated record. The transcript has a single exon. Gene Ontology annotation, cellular component: cytosol. Bases 1 to 1776 code for a protein of 591 amino acids. Gene Ontology annotation, molecular function: asparagine synthase (glutamine-hydrolyzing) activity.
AUGUGCGGUAUUUUCGCUAUUAUCGGGAAUACGACGCGUUCGGAACAGGAGCUUGCUCAAUUGACCUGCAAAUGUACUGAGAAACUCCGACACCGAGGUCCCGACGAGUUCACCACAGAGGUCUACGGUGGCGGUUGGGCUGCCUUUGGCUUUGCGCGGCUGGCCAUAAACGAUCCAGCGCACGGACACCAACCGAUGCGCAAUGACCUCUCCACAGUUUUUGCGAUAACAAAUGGUGAAAUCUACAAUCACGAAGAAAUUCGACGUGACGCUUUGGGAAACCGCCCACUACACUCACACUCUGACUGUGAAGUCAUUAUCCCGCUGUACGAGAAGUUGCUGGGGGAGAACGCCGAACAAGCGACCUCGCGAACUGGUCCGGCGCUGGUUGAGCGGCUCUUGCUUCCUGCCAAGACCCUCUAUGAUAUGCUUCGUGGCGUCUUCGCCAGUGUCUUGGUGGACCUCGAACGUGGCGUUUACGUUGCGGCACGCGACCCGGUUGGGGUUCGCGGAAUGUUCGUAGGCGCCUCUGCAGAUGGCGCGGUAUGGAUUGCCUCCGAGGCAAAGGCUCUCGUUGAGCACUGCGAUCGUGUGGAAGCAUUCAAGCCGGGAACGCUGAUUGUUGGCGUUCGAGGUCAGGAGCGUGCCACCGCUUUCACGUUUGAGCCGUGGUAUGUGCCGCGCUUCCUCGCGGAUGACUCGUGGACGCCAACUGCGCCAGCGAAUCUGCAGCUACUCCAUGAUGCUUUUGUGGUGGCUGUUCGACGUCGCUUAAUGGCGGACGUUCCUGUUGGGGUCUUCAUCAGCGGCGGCCUGGAUUCGAGUCUCGUUGCUGCGGUUGCGAAGCGCUAUUUGGCUCCGGACUAUGUUUUCCACUCUUUUGCAUGCGGUCUGGCGGGCUCACCUGAUUUGGCGGCUGCUCGCCGGGUUGCAGAGUUCUUGAAGACAGAGCACCAUGAGCUCAUCUUCACGGUGGAAGAGGGAAUCGCCGCUCUGGAUCGGGUCAUAUAUCACUUGGAAACGUACGAUGUGACGACAGUGCGAGCAUCAACGCCGAUGUACCUGCUCUCCAAGCUCGUCAAGCAGUACGUGAAAGUGAUUCUGAGUGGUGAGGGUGCCGAUGAAGUGCUCGGUGGAUACCUGUACUUCCAUAACGCGCCCUCUGCGGCCGAAUUCCAACGCGAGACUGUGCGCAGACUGCGUCUGCUUUACACCGCCGACGUACUUCGAGGCGACCGCAGUACAGCGGCGCAUUGUCUAGAGCUUCGAGUUCCAUUCCUGGAUCGCGAUUAUCUCGAUGUGGCAAUGACAAUCGAUCCGCAAGAGAAAAUGUGCGUUCCAGGAAAGAGAAUGGAAAAAUGGAUCAUGAGAGCCGCCUUCGAUGAACAUCUUGGUCCGGCACGAACGCGCUACCUUCCGGACGAUAUUCUUUGGCGACAGAAGGAGCAAUUCAGUGAUGGUGUCGGUUACAAUUGGAUAGACGGCCUUAAGGCGUUCUGCGAGAGCCACGUUUCCGAUGACGAGCUCCACAAUGCAGCAGCGCGCUUCACAUACGAUCCACCGACAACAAAAGAAGCGUACUACUAUCGAAUGAUUUUCGAGAAACAUUACGGUUCGUAUCCAUCAGCGCAAAGCCUGCGCUCAUGCGUCCACAAAUGGAUUCCGCUUUGGUCGGAAUCGACGGAUCCAAGCGGCCGUGCUCAACGAGUACAUCUCGCGAACGCUCGCCAGGAAAACCACUUGAAAGCGCCACAGAAACAGGAGCGAGCGAACUGA